This is a messenger RNA of Fusarium keratoplasticum, 492 nucleotides long. RefSeq lists its product as uncharacterized. The coding region runs from base 1 to 492 and encodes 163 amino acids. Gene Ontology annotation, biological process: polyketide metabolic process. The record is from RefSeq and is a predicted model, not a curated record. NCBI's taxonomy places the organism in Eukaryota, Fungi, Ascomycota, Sordariomycetes, Hypocreales, Nectriaceae. The transcript has 2 exons.
AUGCCUACUCAAGAAGAGACAAAGAAUCUCGAGGUCAUCGGGGAGUACUUCGCCGAGUUUUGGGGCAAAGGCAACCCCGAUAUCGUCGAUAAGCUUUGCGCUGAUAACUUCGUUAUCAACUACCCGAUGCACGGUCCUCGAUAUGGAAAGGAGAAUGCUAAGAAGAUGCUCUCAGAGUUCAAGGAGGCAUUUCCCGACAUCUCAUUCCAUGCCUACCAACAUCCCUUGAUCGCAAGCGGGCCUUAUGUGGUCGGGCGUUGGAUCGGAGGCGGCACUCACACUGGAGGUGCUUUUGACGACCUUGCGGUCGGUGCGUUGGAACGCCCGAAUACGGGAAAGAAAAUCUAUUUCUCCGGCACAACCAUCUUCACCCUCAAGGAUGGCCUCAUUGUGGAUGAGACUGGCGAGGAGAGUGCUCUCACUGCUCUUCAGCAGCUAGGCUUGGUUCAGGAGCCGAAUCCUGGAAAGGAGGUCAAGUAUCUCCAUGAGUAA